Pseudogymnoascus verrucosus is the source of this 1044-nucleotide messenger RNA. RefSeq lists its product as uncharacterized. The record is from RefSeq and is a predicted model, not a curated record. Bases 117 to 560 code for a protein of 147 amino acids. The transcript has 3 exons. NCBI's taxonomy places the organism in Eukaryota, Fungi, Ascomycota, Leotiomycetes, Thelebolales, Thelebolaceae.
CUGCCUGAUCGCUUCGCGAACCAACCAGGCGAAUCUUACGAUUAUGGUCAGCACGGCUGAAAUAUACCGGAAGGUUCGGCGUUCUCCAUUAUCACAACAUCAUCCUUACACACAAGAUGUCGGCAGCUCUCCGCGUAGUCGUCUGCGGCCAGUCGGCCCAAAUUGCCAAGGGCGUCAAAGCGGGCCUACUACCCGAGUGCGAAACUAUCCAUGUUGUCUUCAGCGCCGCCGCUGGUGCUAAGGAUAUACCCGCAAUAUUAUCGGGUCAGGCCCCUCCCGCCACGGAUGAGCCGAAUGUGGGGACGGGUAACUACUCAAGAAAGGCCGACGCUAUUAUAGUCGGCGGUGUGUAUGGCGACGAGCAGUUCAACGAGAUGAGAAAUUCGUGCGCAGAAUUGCCAGGAAACGGAGGGGCUGCAUGGCUGAGACUGAAUAUGAGCACACCUACUCCACCUUUGGGGCCCGCGUAUGGGAAGGCGGUGGUGGAGAGGUGCAAAGCCUGCUUGAAGGAGCUCGAGCUGGAUGGGAAACUCGGGACGGACGGAAUUUAUUUCUACUAAUUCUAAAUUUGGGUCUGUUUGAUUUUUAUCCACAGUUGCCAAAUUCAUACUGGAAUGCCAAGUACGAGGGGAUUCAACAUCUCUUGUCAGUGAAAGGAUGAAAAUGAAGAAUCGUUUCAUAUGGCUGGGGCUGUUCCCAUGGGUUUGCCCUUUGGAUACAUAUGCUACGUGAGAAUGAUGAGGCUGUGUUGAAUCUAGACCGAGCGUAUGCCGUGUUAUUUUCUAUCACGCAACUAGUCAAGGAUAAGUGAGUCUAUUGUAUAACUGUAUCUGCGCAUGGUGCACCACGCCCCGUCGUAUUGACGACCAUGAGGUGAGGGCACAAUUUCAGUGCAUGGACUCCCUUGGCACCACCCCCAAGGCGACAGUAUAGAAGCGGUUUAAUAUGAUGCCGUGCAAGAAUCAGCACGCAUAUCGGUGAGAAGGAAUGGUAUCGCGACUUCACUUGGAAUCUCGAUGAAUUCAUCCGUCUUACGUGACGACG